Molecule: messenger RNA, 2848 nt
Organism: Terrapene triunguis (Three-toed box turtle)
Lineage: Eukaryota; Metazoa; Chordata; Testudines; Emydidae
Gene: SPOCK2
Product: SPARC (osteonectin), cwcv and kazal like domains proteoglycan 2
Exons: 11
Coding region: 296-1552 (418 amino acids)
Molecular function (GO): protein binding; calcium ion binding
Source: RefSeq, a predicted model, not a curated record
GGGCUCGACACUCACUUUGAAACCAUAGCCCGUAGUUUCUGGGUGGGUUCCUGUUUAACAGGUAUGAUGUCAAGUGUGAUGCUGAUGCUACAGUGACUAAGCCAGCCUCUUUUGGCGCAGACGCUGUCAUCCUAUCUGUGCUUCGAGCUCGGGGUUUCAGAGCAGGGCAUCUCAUAAUCAGGUCACAUUCCACUGAGGAUCCACCAUCCAUCUCUCCCUAAAUCGCGAGACCAGAGAGGGAAGAAGACAAAUAAUUGCUUUGCAAGAGGUGGAGAAAAAAAGACCGAGAUCAGAGAUGAGAGCCCCAGGCUGUUGUCUGGUGCCACUGUUGCUGUUGGCUGUCGCCUUGGCGGAAGGGGACAGCAAAGGGGGUAAAGACGGAGACCAUCCAGGCAAUUUUAUGGAGGACGAGCAAUGGCUGUCUUCCAUUUCUCAAUACAGCGGCAAGAUCAAACACUGGAACCGCUUCCGAGACGAGGUGGAGGAUGACUAUAUCAAGAGCUGGGAAGAUAAUCAGCCAGUUGAUGAAGCUUUGGACACAACCAAGGACCCCUGCCAGAAAGUGAAGUGUAGCCGGCACAAAGUUUGCAUUGCCCAGGGCUACCAGAGGGCUAUGUGUAUUAGCCGCAAAAAGUUAGAGCACAGAAUCAAGCAGCCUGCCCUGAAACACCAUGGAAACAAAGAAAGCUUUUGCAAACCAUGUCACAUGACCCAGCUCGCAUCUGUCUGCGGCUCUGAUGGACACACUUACAGCUCUGUGUGCAAACUGGAGCAGCAAGCCUGCCUGACCAGCAAGCAGCUGGCAGUGAAAUGUGAGGGCCAGUGCCCCUGCCCGACCGAGCAUGGCCCCACUUCAACCACAGAUGUCAAACAAGAGACUUGUACCGGGCAGGACUUAGCCGACCUGGGAGACCGUCUGCGGGACUGGUUCCAGCUCCUACGUGAGAACUCCAAGCAGAACAGUUCUGGAAACCCAGGGGCCAAUCCAGUGAAUGUGCUGGACAAGAGCCUGGUGGCCAGUUGCAAGGAUUCCAUUGGCUGGAUGUUUUCCAAGCUGGACACAAACAAUGACCUUUUCCUGGACCAGACAGAGCUCGCAGCUAUCAACCUAGACAAGUAUGAGAUUUGCAUCCGGCCCUUCUUCAACUCCUGUGACACCUAUAAGGACGGCCACGUCUCCACUGCCGAAUGGUGCUUCUGCUUCUGGAGAGAAAAGCCCCCCUGUCUCGUGGAGCUGGAAAGGAUCCAGAUCCAAGAAGCAGCAAAAAAGAAACCUGGUGUUUUCAUUCCAAGCUGCGAUGAAGAUGGAUACUACAGGAAGAUGCAGUGUGACCAGAGCAGUGGGGAGUGCUGGUGUGUUGACCAGCUUGGCAUGGAGCUGACAGGAACACGGAUACGUGGAAACCCGGACUGUGAUGACAUAGUUGGGUUCUCGGGGGAUUUUGGGAGUGGCGUUGGAUGGGAGGAUGAGGAAGAGAAAGAGACUGAGGAAGCUGGAGAAGAGGCUGAAGAAGAGGAGGGAGAGGCAGACGAUGGAGGCUACAUAUGGUAGAAGCGGAGAAGAGCACAGUUUGGUCGGGAUGCUGGCAGCAAGGCGUGACAGCAGUCAAACUCGAAGGAGAUGAGCAGCUUAAUGAGAUGAUCAGGAAACACAGUUGAAUGUAACUUACUAUAGUAGAAAAAGUGUGUGCGCAUGUAUGUAUGUGUGGAUGCUUGGAGUGCUAUUUACAAUGCCCCAGGGACACCCUGCAUUCUCCCAAUAUAGCUGAAAGCACCACUGUAGCAAAGCAAAAGUAAAAAGCAGUCUGCAGUGUUGGUUCAGUUGGGGUUUUUUGUUCCACUUUUAGGUCUGUACUGAUAAAUAUUUCAGCCCAUGGGCACACCCCCCCUAGUGUGCACAUGCUCACACAUAUCCAUACCCACAUGCAUAUUCACAGCCAUGUUAACCACUGAGUAAAAAUACCCACCAGUAAUUAAUAGCUUGUUAUAGAAAUCUGGCUGCUGAGCUAGCUCACCACUGACUUUAGCAGUUGCACACUGCAAACACCUCGGAAAAUCACAGGAGCGUUUCCCAGUCUGCAUUGUAGCACAUGCACUGCCAUGGUUUGAAUGACAGGCUGUACUAGCAUGCAGUCCUUCACUCGCCUCAAGUUUAGGUGAAGAAUUGUACUGCCACAGUCCAAAUGCAGGGCUGUACCCAGUGUGGGUGAGACGGAAUUGUCCUUGGGCCUGUUUGAGGUUCCUGUUUCUUGGGGGAAAUUAACCUAUAAGGAUAUUGCAUCUUGCUGUUGAAAGCAAUGCUCUAGUGGUAGGUCAAUGACUGUUUAGGCACCUGUGGCUUGCUCAGCUACCUUAAAACCAAAAGGGGUAUUGAAGCUGUUUGCCAAAAAGAUUGGUCAUGAAUUAAUUCUGCAUCUUCUAGUGGCACCGAAAAGGGGAUCAGACACUUAGACUUGCAGACCAUUUUAAUUAUGGAGCAAAGUUUUGAUCAAUGAUUUUAAUAAUCUUUUUGACCUUGCAUGAUGAAAAAACAAACUGCAUUGACAGACUCAUUACAAUAAGAGCCCAAGAAAACCUGCUCUGUACCUGCUUCCUUCCCAUCCAUCCCCUGAUGUCCAGUGCCAGCUUCUAGCAGUCAAUGGUCUUGGAGAAAGCGUACCUUGCAGCUGGUACAGGCGGGACAAACCAUGAACUAACAGGAUCAGAUAAGCACAUGCUGUCCUAUGAAAACCUGAAAGCUUGGCUGGUACCUGACUCAGAUUGGUAGUGCCCAAAAGCCAUUGCUAUAUGAUACCCAUUAAUGGGGCCAGGUGAAAUGUAUUGGUGGUGUCAGGUCCAUUUAUUAGUU